Amoebophrya sp. A25 is the source of this 702-nucleotide messenger RNA. The record is from the annotation of a GenBank genome assembly. Lineage: Eukaryota; Dinophyceae; Syndiniales; Amoebophryaceae.
AUGCAAACUGACCAUCUGUGUCUAUUCUAUGAGAAGCUAGUCUUCUACUUUCUUCUUCCUGGAACUCCUACUCAUGUGAAUGGACAACCCAGUUCGCGGAUGCCGAGAGCUCUGCAGUUAGGAACCAUAGAGUGAAGUCCACCUUGGUGGCAUCUAGCUGAGUGGUGUGUUCUCGUCCUCUGCAGCCAGCUACAAUCAAUCAGAUGAUGAUGACGAGAAUGACGAUCUAAGUUUCGAUACGACUACAAUUUCAAUUCAGUUCGUUUGAAAAGUUCCAAUCUUACAAUAAAUAUCUCUCAGGUCAUGGCAUUUUGAUGUCUUUGUGUAUGUCUCAGAUCAUGGUGUUUUUAUAUUUUUGUAUGAAUUUCUCUCAAAAAAAAAAGGUGUUUUGAUCUCAGAGACUCGUUGUGUAAAUGCCUCGCUUCAUCAGCGGAUCAAUUCCUAUCCUAUCCUAUCUUGCUUCAGACAUGUCCACUUUGCGUGGAGUCACGGAAGUAUGAGUAUCUUCUUGAGUGAUCGCCACAGUCAGUGUCUGGUACGAAUCUUCGUAGAACGGGACGCGUGACCUGUAUUGCUGACGGGCUUUUCGUUCCCUCCGAGAAAAGUACUCCGUUCCAUCUAGUUUCCUAAAGGAGUAAGGGGAGCUGCGCUAAGAUGCUCUACAAGUGAAGGACUUUUUCUGUAGCUUUAAGUUUGCCUGAU